AUGCGUUCCAUCACCCUCCUCGCCUUCCUUGUUGCUGCCGUCGUCGCCGUCGUCUCCCCCGCAGUCGAGGGUCCUCCCGGCGCCGCGAUAGUCCCCGUAGCCGAAGCCGUCGUCGCCCCGCCUCCAAACGACGGUCUGCUCGCAUCGGUCAUGUCGGCAGCACCCGACACCCCCGUUGCCGCCGUCGCCGAUGUCCUCCCAACACCAGCCGUCUCGGUCCCCGUCGUCGACGCAGCCACCUCGGCGCUCGUCUCCGCUGUCUCCGCGGCCCCGUCCCUCGUCGCCAGCGCAGUCCUCUCCCUCGCCGACGCGGCCACCUCCAACCUCGCCUCGCGCCUCCCCAAAACCGACUCCCUGAUCCCGACCGCCCUGCCGAGUCUCAUCAGCAGCCCGCUCUCACUCGCGCUGCCGACCGCGCACUGGGGCUCGAACAUGACGAUGACCACCGCGACCGCAACCACCACCACCGCGACGACCUCCGCCGCGCCGACGGAAACGGUGUACCCAGGCGGCCUGGACGACCCCACACUGGACAAGCCGUGCUACAACAGCAGCUGCAACAACCCCGAGAGCGACAUGAACUUUGCGGUGACGCUGAACGUGGAUCCGCCCAAGACGGCCGACGUCGAGGGCGCGGCCGCGGCAAUCAUGCGGCGCAGCGGCGUGGGCUUCGCCGCUCUCGCGGUUGCCGUCGGCAGUGCUAUGGUGCUCCUCUAA
Messenger RNA from Tricharina praecox, 717 nucleotides. RefSeq lists its product as uncharacterized. The record is from RefSeq and is a predicted model, not a curated record. NCBI's taxonomy places the organism in Eukaryota, Fungi, Ascomycota, Pezizomycetes, Pezizales, Pyronemataceae. Bases 1 to 717 code for a protein of 238 amino acids. The transcript has a single exon.